AAAUCUUUCCCGACGAUGCUUCGUAAAGGUAAAUCUUCCAAGACUAUCAGCGUGAAAGUGACUACGGUUGAGUCGCAACUUGAAUUUGAAAUAUUAAAGAAUGCUCCUGGCCAGCAACUCUUCGACCAGGUUGUCCGCACGAUUGGUUUGCGCGAAGUUUGGUUCUUCGGAAUCCAGUAUAUUGACAAAGAUAAUAAUCCAUCGUGGUUGCGUCUUGAGAAGAAGAUAUCUUCCCAUGACUUCGCCGAAAAAUCAGCUUAUGAAUUCAAGUUCGUUGUCAAGUUUUACCCCGAAAAUGUUGCGGAGGAGCUUAUCCAGUCCACGACCAUCCGAUAUUUCUAUCUCCAGGUGAAGAACGACAUUAUGAGCGGCAAAAUCUACUGCCCUACGGAAACUGCCGUCCUUUUGGCCUCAUACGCAUGCGUGGCAAAAUACGAUGUAUACAACCCCUCUACCUGUCCUGCCAAGUUGCCAGUCGACAGAUUGAUACCUGAUCAGGGACAAUAUAAUCUAAGUGAAGAAGAGUGGUACAAUCGCAUCAUUUCAUACUACAAGGAUCAUGAUAUGUCGCGUGAAGAUGCCAUGGUGAAGUACUUGGAACUGGCGCAGGAUCUGGAAAUGUACGGUGUCGAAAUGUUCUCAAUAAAGAAUAAAAAGGGAACUUCUCUGAUUCUCGGUGUCGAUGCCCUUGGACUAAGCAUCUAUGAACCGGACAACCUGCUGGAUCCGAAGAUAGGCUUCCCUUGGUCGGAAAUCAGCAAACUAUCGUUUCAUGACAAGAAGUUUGUUAUAAAGCCCGCCGAUUCCACUGCGAAGGAGUUCUACUUUUUGGCCGAUAAAUCGCGUAUCAACAAACGUAUUCUUGCACUGUGCACCGGCAACCACGAACAAAGGUUAAGGGAGGAGCGCCUGCGGCGCAUGGAGUAUGAGCAAAAGUUGCACGAUCUGAAAGUGGAGAUGCGGCAGAAGGAGACUAGUUUCAGCGCCAUGACGGCCAAGGUUGACGAAUUCCAGGCCAAAAUUACGGCGCUCGAAGCUUUACUAGCCCAGGAACGCGAAGAACGCAACCGACUGGAGACAUCUCAAGCUCACCUGGCAAAGCUCAACGAGCAACUGAAGGAGGAGACUGCUGCCUCCGCCGAGGAGCCUGGUUCACAGGAUGACGAGAACGAAGCUCGGGACCUAGAAGUGAUCCCGAAUUGCCGACGCCCAGAAGAGUCGCGUACUACCACUGUUUCCGGCAACGCCGAUCUGCAGACAAAGCUCAAGAACCUAAAGGAGGACUUGUCGAGUGCACGUGAUCAGUCCCGAAUGCGCGAUAUCGACCACCGCCAUGAGCACAACGUGCGUGAAGGCAAUGACAAAUACAAGACCCUGCGCCAGAUCCGCCAGGGCAACACAAAAAUGCGUGUUGACCAAUUUGAGGCCAUGUAA
Messenger RNA from Dibothriocephalus latus, 1434 nucleotides. Lineage: Eukaryota; Metazoa; Platyhelminthes; Cestoda; Diphyllobothriidea; Diphyllobothriidae. The record is from the annotation of a GenBank genome assembly.